CAUUAUUUCUUCGAGUUUCGGUUUUCGACACGAUGGAAAAAUGGAUUCGCCUACCAACUAUAGCUCAGCCAUUUAUACUUCCUAGAGUUUCACUUUUCGCUAGGAGUCCAUUUCACCAGAGAUUUCGUCCUUUGGCAAGUAAAAUAGCUUCGUCUAACGACUAUAUUCGGGAUAUAUAUAUCAAAGAACUUAAGGGUUAUAAACCCGUACCAGAAAAACCUGGUGCCGAAGUCGGUCUUGUGAAAGAGCUUCGGCUACCUUCAGCUCCCUCGGAUCUUUCUGAAGAAUUGGCUGCUUAUGAUGCUGAAGAUGUACAUCCCCAAGCCGAAAUUUUGUUUAGUUCCUCGUUUGAAGAACAGGUUUUAAGAGAUGAGGAAGCACCCUCUCAGGGCCAUUAA
Molecule: messenger RNA, 398 nt
Organism: Dentiscutata heterogama
Lineage: Eukaryota; Fungi; Glomeromycota; Glomeromycetes; Diversisporales; Gigasporaceae
Source: the annotation of a GenBank genome assembly